AUGGAAUCAUGGGUAGGGAAGGUCAUUUAUCGUUGCAUCACCAUGGCUAUUUCUGACUUUUACACAGCCAAUCCUCACUACACAACAAGGAUAGUUUUUAUAACUAGAGAUACCAAAGGAGAACAACUUCGUGCCUUGUCUUCUGCUCUGGAUCUUUUGGAGAACACUAAAGUGCAAGCGAUAAUAGGUCCCGAAUCAGAAGCAAGAUUUCUGGACGUUUUUGAACACAAGGCUAACAUACCAAUUCUUUCCUUUUCAACAAGUCAUCCCUUUCCAAAUCGUAAUCCUUAUCUUCUUCAAAUUUCACAAGAUGAAACCACUCAGUUCAAAGCCAUUGCUGCCAUGGUUGAGUCGUUUAAAUCUGCGGAUGUGAUUGUCAUCUCUGAGGACACUGCAAAUGGGAGAGAAAUGACUACUUAUAUGGUUAGUGCGUUUCAAGAAAAAAAUAUAUAUGUUAUGUAUAGUAGCUUCAUUUUAGCCUCUUCCAACAAUGAACAAGUGUGGGAAGAGCUUCGUAAGCUUCAAACUAUGCAAGCCAUGGUGUUUGUGGUGCAUGUGUCACCUUCUCUAGCUGCCACUCUUUUCUCCAUGUCAAAAGAGCUGGGCAUGAUGGGUGAAGGAUACAUGUGGAUUGUAACAAGCAAGACUACCAACCACCUGGAUUCCAUGGAUUCUGAAGCAAUCAAAACAAUGCAGGGGGCUGUGGGUUUCAAAUCGUAUGUUCCAGCAUCAAGGGAGCUUCACAGCUUUGUUUCAAAAUGGAGAAAGGAACAUUAUGCUUUGGACCCUUUUAUGGAGUUUAAGGAGGUAGAUUUUAAUGGUAUAUGGGCAUAUGAUGCAGCUUAUGCUCUAGCCAUGGCUGUUGAAAAGGUACAAACUUCAGAAUUAGCUUCGAAAGAGUUGGGUACCAAUAUUGGCACAUCACUACUUUUAGAUGAGAUGUUAAGAGUCAAGUUCCAUGGUUUAGGUGGUGAAUUCAAGCUUAUGAAUGGAAGAAGCAUCUCCAAAGCCAUGGAAGUCGUAAAUGUGAUUGGUAAGGGUGGUAGGAGAGCUGGGUACUGGAUGAUGGAUACGGAUGAGUUUUCCAAAGAAAUAAAGAAAUCAAAUUCCUCUUCCAAUAGAAAAGGCCUUGAAAUUAAUUAUGAUCUGGCCAGAACAAAUCAAUCGGCUGCAAGCGGCUUCUGUGGUGAUGUUUUCAAUGCUGCGUUUAACUCUUUAGAUUAUGGAGUUGGUGUUGAGGUUGUUCCUUUCUCUUAUAAGGAUGGAAUUACUUACGGUGAUGUGAUCCAAAAAAUCUAUCUUAAGGAAUAUGAUGCUGCUAUUGGAGAUAUAACAAUCACACCAAAUAGAUCUCUUUACGUUGACUUCACUUUGCCCUUCACUGAUCUAGGAGUUGGCAUAAUAGCCCAAAACGCCAAGAACAAACAUCGUACAAACAAUGAAUUUCAAGGUUCAACAAGACAGCAAAUUGGAACAACCCUCUGGUUUGCCUUUUCAACCCUCGUUUAUGCUCACAGGGAGAAGCUGCAAAGUAAUCUAUCAAGAUUCGUGGUUACUGUUUGGGUUUUCGUAGUGCUUGUUCUCACAUCAAGUUACACUGCAACUUUGAGUUCACUUUUAACUGUUCAACAGAUUGGGAUGAAGGAUUUCUCUAUCGGAUUCUUCCAGGCUAUUUCGCCCCUAGGAGGAGUUGUCAAUAACAAAUUUAAUGCUGUUGAGGCCUGGUCAGAGAAACUAUAUGCACCUGAGGACUAUACUAAAGCAUUAGCAGCCGGAAAAGUUGAAGCAAUUGUUGCUGAGAUCCUUUACAUCAAAUCUUUUCUUGCAAUGUAUCCUGAUUCUGAUAUAUCAAUGAUCGCAACAGCACCCACCACCAAUGGUUUUGGCUUUGCGUUCCAAAAAGGUUCACCUUUGGCCACAGAGAUGUCCACUCAAAUAGCAAAAAUGCGUGAAGACGGGACACUCAAAGCAUUAGAAGAUAAAUGGUUGAAACGUGAAUCUGCAUUGAUGUCAAAGGAUUUUUCUUCCCCUUCACCAAAACUCUUGAAUCUUUAUGGGCUUCGGGGUCUCUUUCUUAUCAGUGGUGUGUCCAUGGCAUUGGCCCUUUUGGUUUCCAUGAUUGACCUUCUUCGUGAGAAAUGGCAUAUCAAAAAUAAGAUUAAGAUGUUAAGGUGCAUCUUACAUAGAUCUUCAGAAAUACAUACACAUAAUAGUGAUGUGGAAUCAACGGUUUGAAUUUUCUGU
This is a messenger RNA of Lactuca saligna, 2244 nucleotides long. NCBI's taxonomy places the organism in Eukaryota, Viridiplantae, Streptophyta, Magnoliopsida, Asterales, Asteraceae. The record is from the annotation of a GenBank genome assembly.